AUGAGAAUCUUAAACUUUUCAAUCGCCAUUUCUAAUCAGAUACAACUGGAGGAAGAUAAAAAAAUUUUAAGUCAUGAUGUUAAGGAGAUGAAUAAAUAUAUACAAGAUAUUGAAGGGGGGAUCGCAAGUGAAAUCUCGGGGAUUAAUGCUAAAUUGGAUGAUAUCACUCAAUGGAACAUAGCAUGGCAAAAAAAGUUACUUUCGCGUAACGAAGAUGUCAUAGCGGAUGCAACGAUACCGAUAAGUGAAUUUUAUGAUCCACUUGAAAAAGUUAAACGUGGUAGUAAGAGAUUUAGGCCAUCAUUUAGUCUCGGUGUACCUAUCGAAUGGUCAAAAGUUGCCAAUAGAGCCAUGCAAGAUAGUCCAAGUGCAAGACCUCCUUUAAAAGAUAUCUUUAUGACAUUAAAUAGCAUUUAUCAAAUUUACAAACCGAGAAAAACACCGACUGCUUCACCGAUCUGUUUUCCCUCACAAUUAGAUUUACCGGAUCCUGACGAUUUAGAAUUAUCUUUGGAUUUAAGCGAAUUUGAAGUUGUUACAAUGAGCGUUAAAGAAGCCACGAUGGAACAUAGGAAAAAGAAUGGGAAUAGAUUGAAAGCAUGGAAGGCUUUUUGUCAACAUGCCGAAUUUGGCGAUACGCUUGCAAAAUUGGCCGCUUUAUCUCAUCAACCUAAAGCUCUUGACAUGUGUAAAGCUAAGGGUAUUAAAUUAGCUUGA
Messenger RNA from Funneliformis caledonium, 717 nucleotides. The record is from the annotation of a GenBank genome assembly. NCBI's taxonomy places the organism in Eukaryota, Fungi, Glomeromycota, Glomeromycetes, Glomerales, Glomeraceae.